Molecule: messenger RNA, 3020 nt
Organism: Musa acuminata AAA Group (dessert banana)
Lineage: Eukaryota; Viridiplantae; Streptophyta; Magnoliopsida; Zingiberales; Musaceae
Product: receptor-like serine/threonine-protein kinase SD1-8
Exons: 7
Coding region: 110-2572 (820 amino acids)
Biological process (GO): recognition of pollen; protein phosphorylation
Molecular function (GO): ATP binding; protein serine/threonine kinase activity
Source: RefSeq, a predicted model, not a curated record
GAAUAAACAGCCGUAAGUUUCCUGCGGACAUUUGCUAACUUUGUUCCAAGAAGCAAAACCAUAUAAACACAUGUGACUUAGACACUUUUAACCCAUUUGAAAGUUGCUCAUGACGAUCAUCACCAAGGCUUCCAUCCUCUGCCUCCUCGCCGCUACUGUCGUCUCCCCCUCCAUCGGAGGUGACACCUUAACUCCUGGCCGACCCCUGGCAGACGGUGGAGGAACCCUGAUUUCCGCUGGUGGUAGGUUCGAGUUAGGCUUCUUUAGUCCCGGUGCCUCCAACAACCGCUACAUCGGCAUAUGGUACCACGACAUAGCCCAAACAGUGGUGUGGGUCGCCAACCGCAAGCGCCCGGUCACCGGUCGGCCCGGAACCCUGUUCAUAGCCACCAACGGAACACUCAUCAUCACCGACGACAACUCGACCGCCAUCUGGUCCUCGAGUUCACCUCCCCUUGCCAACCCUGUCGCUCAGCUCCUAGACGAUGGCAACUUCGUCGUCCGAGAGGCUGGCAGCGAUAGUGAAGACCCGAAUAGCUUCGCAUGGCAGAGCUUCGACUUCCCCACCGACACGCACCUCCCGGGCAUGAAACUCGGGUGGAACUUGACCAGCCAUCUCAACCGAAACCUCACGUCGUGGACGAGCGCCAGCGAUCCGGCACCCGGAAACUACACCGCGGCCAUCGACUUGCACGGCUACCCCCAGUUAUUUAUAUUUUCCGGGACGCGCAAGUACUGGCGCGGGGGGUCAUGGAACGGGAUUGUAUUCAGUAGCGUCCCGGAGGCGAUCUACGCCUCCAACAGGUUCAACAUUGUGUUCAUCAUCGACGCCCAGGAGGUGAUGUACACGAACUACUUGCGCAACGCUUCGAUGAUCUCAAGAUUGGUCAUGAAUCAGUCAGGCAAACUGCAGCGGUUUGUGUGGAUAGAGGAGAGAAGUUCAUGGAAUCUAUUCUGGUUCAGGCCCAAGGACCAGUGCGACAGCAUGUCGCCGUGCGGCCCCAACGGCGUCUGCUACCCCAGCGACUGGCCGAUGUGCCACUGUCUCAAGGGCUUUCGGCCCAAGGAUCCUUCGAAUUGGGAUCUGAGGGAUGGGUCGGACGGCUGCGUCAGAAAGACGGCAUUGGACUGCCGCAACGGGACCGAUGGGUUUGUCACGCUCAACGGUGCGAUGAUUCCGGACACAUCGAGUUCGGUGGUGGACUGGAGCCUGAGCCUGGAGCAAUGCAGGGCUCGGUGCUUGAGGAAUUGCUCGUGCACAGCCUAUGCCAGUGCAAACAUCAGCGGGAGCGAGAGUGGCUGCAUCAUGUGGACCACUGAUCUCACCGAUCUUGGGGUGGUUUCCAGUGGCUCAGGACAGGAUCUCUACGUCAGGCUAGCGGCCGCCGAUUUAGGUUCGGAAUCAGGGGAUUCUCGUAGGAGCCGUGUGGUUGUGAUCAGUGUGGUCAUUGCGAUGACAAUUCUAGUUCUAGGAUGUGCUGCCUGCUGCGUCUGGAAAAGGAAGAAGAGGAGAAAAUUUUGCUUGGCAGAAGGCCAUAAUGAAGGAACAGGGCAGGAUUUGGACCUACCAUUAUUUGAUUUAGCAGCAAUUAUCAAUGCCACCGAUGACUUCUCAAUACACAACAAACUCGGCGAAGGUGGAUACGGUCCGGUGUACAAGGGCAAGAUGGGCGGGGAGCAAGAUAUAGCUGUGAAGAGGUUAUCGAAGACAUCGAUGCAGGGACUGGAGGAGUUCAAAAAUGAGGUAAUGCUGACUGCAAAGCUGCAGCACCGAAACCUUGUUCGGCUUCUUGGAUGCUGCAUUCAAGCAGGGGAACGGAUGCUGAUCUACGAGUAUAUGCCCAACCGAAGCUUGGAUGCCUUCCUGUUUGAUAAAUCUGAAGAUAUAUCGCUGGAUUGGCAAACACGACGCAACAUUAUAGUGGGGAUUGCUCGAGGCCUUCUUUAUCUCCAUCAAGAUUCUAGGUUUAGAAUCAUUCAUAGGGAUCUCAAAGCUAGUAACAUUCUUCUUGACAAGGAUAUGAACCCCAAAAUAUCAGAUUUUGGCAUGGCAAGGGUUUUCGGAGGGGAUGAAACAGAAGCGAAUACGCGAAGAGUGGUGGGAACAUACGGAUACAUGUCCCCUGAGUACGCUAUGGAUGGAAUCUUCUCGGUUAAAUCGGAUGUAUUCAGUUUUGGUGUUUUGCUACUUGAAAUCGUUAGCGGUAAAAAGAACAGGGGGGUGAUUUAUCACUCUGCGAGUCACCUGAAUCUUCUAGGAUAUAUAUGGAGCCUAUGGAAAGAAGGGAAAGGCUCGGAAUUAGUUGAUGGAUCGAUUGGCCAUUCGUGUUCCCUGGCUGAGGUCUUGAGGUGCAUAACGGUGGGGCUUCUGUGUGUUCAAGAACGACCCGAAGACAGGCCGACGAUGUCGUCGGUGGUGAUAAUGUUGAACAGUGACGGUGAGCUACCACAACCUCGACAACCGGGUUUUGUUGUUGCCAGAGCCCCACCCGAAACUGGUUCAUCAACGACCAAUCACGACUCCUCGUCAACCAGAAACAGCUUGUCGGUCACACUGUUGGAAGGUCGAUAGUGAAUUAAACAAGUGCAGCGGUAAGUUUUAUUAUUGGCUUCUGAAGGGUGGUGGAGUACUGAAACAUUUGGAAUGUCCCACCCUCUAACACCGGUCUCGUCCUUCUUUUUAUAUCCCAAGCGCGCAGUCGAGCAUGCACAUUCAUCAGAGAUGGCCGACACAUACGCGGGGGGGGGGGGGGGGGGGGGGCUUAAUCCUCCUACUACUGGCCCUCAGAACGCCUGCUAACGGAGUCCAGCAACAAUGUGGCUUGCCCGGAGUCAUGCUGAGCUUCAGGAAUAGUGGUGUUGUGUACAGAGGCAUCGUUGUCGUAGCAGGCAAGCCUUUUAGUCGAGCGACACGUGUCUAAUAUUCUUUGGCUCUAAAGCCUCAUCUCAUACCUUUUGUUUUUUGAACUCUUCUUUUUAGCUUUACACGCUUCUUUAGUCGUUUUUCAUUUUUUGACGCA